ACCUCAGUCACGUGCAGAAGACAUUUUACGACAGUGAAAUUGAUUUUACUCGUUGCUUUGUUUUUAUAAUCGUAUUUACCGGGGUUUUUCUGUAUCGUCUUAAUCUGAGUACAUUUUUUUAAACGGUUAAAAUGAGCAGUUAAACGACAAACAACCGUAAUUAAGUAUCGGGCUCUAAUAUGUGUGGAUAAAAUAGUAGCAAGAUAUGAGUUACAGAAUUUAAAUUCAUUUGAUGGCAGGAGUGAAACAACAAACGGGUUGUUUGUUGUGUGACGUAGUGUACGUCACGGCCUCUAGAGGGCGCUAGCAAGUACAGAGGGCUCCAAAAGAUUAACAAUACUGACUCGCAUUUGAAUGAAAAAAGUGCUCCUUGGUGACGUUGUUGCUACCGAAAAUUCCCAGAGACGCCUGUUGCACGUCGUUGUCGCCAGGGCAAGCGGGGUAGUGCCACUCACACAGGCUACCACGGUUAAGAGAAAGGAAGCAAAAUGUACUAAGUCUGCUUUUCAAUCGUAAAGAACGGGUCAUGAGUCCAUUUUACGAAGUCUCGCUCGUCCUCCCUACAGGUUAAGUGACAGUCGAGAAUGGAAGGCAACUCACUACCAGGAGUGUCCUCGAGGAUCAGGAGACAGAAAAGCAAGAAAUCUGCCCAAACUACAGAUAAAUCAACACGGAGUCUCUCAAAGGAAGAUAUCGCAAAGUUCAUCAACAGUCGGAAGCAGAACAUCUGCGUCGGCCUGCUUCAACAUGGCUUCCACAGGUCCUUCUCCGAGCUGUUCUUGCUGCUGCGCUUGGAUCAGGAGCGCAGGGAGGCGGCAGAGAUCAACUCGGCUCUCAGUCUUCAGACACCGCUGGAGGAGCAGCAUGAUAAAAUAAAGAGCAUCGGUUUGCACUUGAGCCGCGCCGAGCAGGCCCAACGGGACGGUCGCUGGCCGGCGGCGUACGAGCAGCGACUCCAUUUGGGCGCCUACUUCACGGCGGAGUUGGAGGACCUGUGGCUCAGCUUGCACUUCUACCACACGUGCACCGACGCGAAGGAGGACGGAUGCAUGAGGCACGCCACCGAAGGACGGGCCUGCUUGGCCGAGCUCUACCUACAGCAAGGUCAGCUGGACAAAGCGAGGCAGCAGGCCGAGCUGUGCGUGCGGAUGGCCGACGAAGGCGCUUGGCUGGACUCGUCCGGCCGCCCGCUGCCGCGCCGAUCCCGCGAGAGCCUGUGGGCCAUAUACAGCCGCCAGGCGGAUGCUCGCAUCAAGGCCGGCGAUCCCGACGAGGCUCUCAAGCUCCUCCACAGAGGCUACACCACCGCUACCGAGUGUGAGUCGGCCGCCGCGGCACACUCUUGCCAUCAUCCCGGUUGUAAAACGAAACCUUUUGCAGCUGAAAACAAACACAUUGAAGGGGAAGCUGCCUAUCAGCUUGGACUCGCCUACUACAGUGUCGGCGACUUUGACACAUCCGAACAGUACCUCAACACCUCCAUGGAAAUCUGCAGCACCACUGAGGAUUUUGACGGCCUGGGAAAAGCCUACAAGGCCGUGGCCAAGUUAUGUGAAAGCAAGGGAAACAUCAACACCACCAUUCAGCUUUUGGAGACUUUAGUUGACAUGUCCAGGAGCAAAAGCCUACAUCACCACCUGGUCGACGCAUGCCUAUGUCUUGGCAAUGUCUACACCAACAGGAGGCAGUAUGACCGAGCUCGCGAGAGCUUGCUACAAGGUUACAACGUGGCCUGUGACAUUGGGGAUGUGAGUUUGGUGCAGAAGGCUCAGGUGUCACUGGCCAGUGCUCACACCCGUUGCAUUGUGGAGAAGUACAGUGCGGACGUGGAGUCCACCGCAUCGGCCGCCCUGUCACGUCUUCUGGCCUGGAAAGUGUCAAGAGGACUCCAUGAGGCCAGUGACAAUGCUGGAGUGUGUGACUAUUAGGCCUGGUCUACAUGUAGCUGGGCUUUUUAAAAACUGAAUAUUUGUCACUCACUGUGUUGGAAAAAAAUUCGGUCCACACUGGCUCGUUUGUUAAAAAAAAAUAACGCAUCCACAUCACCACCUUCGUAUGUGGGUGUUUCAGCACAUUUACAAUGAUGUUUUUAAAGGAUGUCAAGACGACGCUUCAUAAUGCACCACACAUUUCCAAUGGGAGGUAGGUCUGGACUGCCACGGCCCAGUCUACUACCAGCACUCUUUUUCUAUGAGGCCACGCUGUUGAAACACAUGCUGAAUAUUGUUUGGCACUGACUUGCUGAAAUAGGCAGGGGUAUCCAUCGAAAAUAUGUUGACUAAGUGUAGACAAUACCUAAGACACAUCAAGGACUAGUACCUUGACUUGUCCCAAGUUACUUGUUGAUUUUUACUUUUCGUAGCAAGUCACGGGUUGCAGGAUUGUGUGGAUGUCUGCAUGUAUGUCGCUAAUACUACUUUCGUUUUAAGCAUAUUAUUACAUUCUUGACUCAGUGAAACGUACCCUCCUUUUAAAAAUAUGUAUGUAACAAAUAACACUCUUGUUGGUCUGUCAUUGAGAAGCUUGCAGUUGUCCAAUUACUCAUUAACGAAGCAAAAUAAAUCAAAGCAAUUUUA
Molecule: messenger RNA, 2576 nt
Organism: Hippocampus zosterae (dwarf seahorse)
Lineage: Eukaryota; Metazoa; Chordata; Actinopteri; Syngnathiformes; Syngnathidae
Gene: ttc29
Product: tetratricopeptide repeat domain 29
Exons: 11
Coding region: 585-1928 (447 amino acids)
Molecular function (GO): protein binding
Source: RefSeq, a predicted model, not a curated record